Molecule: messenger RNA, 2904 nt
Organism: Anastrepha obliqua
Lineage: Eukaryota; Metazoa; Arthropoda; Insecta; Diptera; Tephritidae
Exons: 5
Coding region: 1-2904 (967 amino acids)
Source: RefSeq, a predicted model, not a curated record
AUGCCGAAAGAGUGUAAAUCGUCUGAUGAGAAUCCUGGUGUGGCAGGUGAAAUCGCUUUCUAUAAAAAGGAAGGCAACGCGUUUCAACGCCAGCUAGAUAAUCUCAAUAGCUUCCUUACGAAUGAGCAGCUAAAAAACUUAGAUGAGGCCGAACUUUUUGCGCGACUUAAACAUGCUGAGCGUUUGCAGGCAAACUUCGAAAAUGCACGAUCAGGACUUAGGCGAUUGGACCGCAAGGAAUUCGAGUCUGUUGCUGACGAAAAUUUCUCCAAAGUGUAUAUUGAGGUAGAGGCAAAAAUUAAUCGUUGGCUGAAUACAAAACAUAAGUCAUCUGGCGCGCACUCUUCAACACUACGACAAUUCUCUUGGGACGACAUUACGCCGCAGCAGUUACAACGACGAUCCCGGCUACCUGAGCUUAAAAUUCCAGUUUUUAGUGGCUCCUAUCUCGACUGGCCAUCGUUUUUCAGCACGUUUACUUCAGCAAUAGACAAAGACGUGGAGAUGUCCAAAUUAGAAAAAAUGCAGUACUUGAUCACCAGUCUUAGUGAUGCAGCUUUAGACACUGUGCGCUCAAUCGAGCCCAGUGAAGGUAAUUAUGACAAAGCCUUAGAUUUAUUAAAAGUACGUUUUGAUAAUAAAUUACUUCAUUUCCAGGCACACAUAAAGGCAAUUUUCGGGCUACAAGGUAUGGAAAUGGGCGCAUCAGAUGGGCUACGAAAAUUAAGCGAUCAAGUAAAUGCACAUCUUCGAGCGCUGCAAACUUUAGCAACUACUGAAGAGAUAUAUAAUGGCUUACUCAUUCACCUCAUCACAAGUAAACUGGAUCGACAAACGCACGAAAAAUGGGAAGAGAAUUUAUCUGCACACAAAUUGCCUACAUGGAUUGAUAUGUCAACGUUUUUGGAAAGAAGAUGCCGCAUGAUGGAGAAUUUGGAAAACGCUAUGGUCAUACAGGCACCUAGCAAACAGGUGAAAAAUAUUGUAUCUCCAGCAAAAUCAAAAGCAAGCGUACUCGUUACUGUAGGUGGUGACAAGCCCACUCCACUCUGUAUUUUUGGUGAUUCCAAAGAGCACUUUAUUACUGGUUGCACUUCGUUUUUGAAUCUUUCUCCAAAUUUGCGUUAUAAGGAAGCAAAAAAAUUUCAUUUGUGCUUAAAUUGCCUACGCAAGGGCCACACAUGCAAAUCUGGCAAUUGCAGGUAUUGUCAGGCAAAACAUAACACUUUACUGAAUUUAAAUGGCAAGCAAGAUACUGUACCAAAACCAAUUGUGGCAUCCCCUAUAACAAAUAGCCAGGUUACAACAUCACAAUCAGCCCUAUUAACAUCAUUAGUGGCAAGUCCCAAACCUUUAGCCUCGAAAAAUAUGUCUAACAAUUGUGUGCUGUUAGCAACGGCCAUCAUUUUAGUAAAAAAUCGUGCUGUUUUAGUAUCUGGCAUUGGAGAAUCGAGUCUCAAUGCAGACAGAUGCGUCGACAUAUUUGCCCAAGCUCAAAAUGGUCGGUUUUCAACAUCGUUCACAACUUUAAUAACACAAAGCAUAACAGACUAUCAGCCGAAUUUUGAUAUCAGCAUUGAGGGCUGGAACAUACCAAACAACAUUAACUUAGCUGACCCAUCAUUCUUUAAAGCAAACCGUAUUGAUGUUUUGAUCGGUGCGGAAUUGUUCUAUGACUUAAUUUGCGUUGGACAAUUUAGAAUUGCAGAUCACCUACCAACACUGCAAAAAACUAAGUUGGGCUGGGUGGUUUCUGGAGGCGUAUCACAUAUCAAUAAUAAAUUAAUAACUCUUUCGGCAUUCAGAAAUUUAACACCGCCACAUGAUAGUAUUGAUACACUUUCAAACAUUGUUAAACGCUUUUGGGAGAUCGAAAAUGGUUUCGAUUCUACUCCAGCAUUAUCGGAAGAGGACGCUUUUUGUGAGCAGCAUUUCAUACAAAAUUUUCUUCGUUUGCCUUCAGGGGACUACUCAGUUAGACUGCCACCUAAAUCCGAUCUUGAUGCUCUUGGUGAAUCGUAUUAUCUUGCUUUACGUAGAUUCAGGGCGCUAGAAAGAAAACUCCAAAAGGAUGAAUCCACAAAACUUUUGUAUUCGGCAUUUAUGCAGGAGUGUAAGGAUCUUGGUCAUAUGUCGCUGGCAUCAUUUCAAGCAGACAAACCAGUUUACUACUUACCGCAUCACUGCGUUAAAAAGCAAGACAGUACCACUACAAAACUGCGCGUGGUUUUUGAUGGGUCUGCUAAAACUAGUUCAGGACUUUUUAAAGUUGCACUACUUGGUGACAUAUGUAAAAUGUAUCGCUGCAUUAAAAUGAGUAGCCCUGACCAGUUGCAGUGCAUUCUUUGGCGCGAUGACCCAUCUGAGCAAAUCAAGACAUACAAGUUAAACACGGUCACAUAUGGAACGAGGCCUGCUGCUUUCCUAGCUAUUCGAGCUAUGCAUCAGCUUACAUUUGAUGAGGAGGAAUCAUUUCCAGUCGGCGCUAAAAUCAUUCGAAGAGAUUUUUAUGUGGAUGAUUUGAUAUCUGGUGGCGAUUCAAUCGAGGAGGUCAUACAAAUGAAGCAAGAUAUCAGACAGCUACUCCUACGAGGAGAUUUUCCAAUUCGAAAAUGGUGUUCUAAUGAAGUUGAUGUUUUGAAAGAUGAAGACGAAAAAAAUCCAGACGAUCUUGACGUGCUUACACCAGCGCACUUUCUCAUUGGUGGGUCAUUUACAGCCAUAGAAGAACCAAUUGUUACGCAUCUAAAUAUGAACCGUCUAAGCCGGUGGCAGCGAAUUUGUCAGAUGCAGCAAAUCUUUUGGCAAAGGUGGAGCACUGCGUAUCUAUCAUUACUGCAAGAGAGGUUGGCGCUGACGGAUAUGUUAGAGCAGCAAUCAUUAAAACAGCAAAUGGGCCAGUAA